AUGAGAAGGUUGGCUCCGCCGAUCGGGCGUAGUCGUGCGAUCCCCGCCGCUCGUUCUCGUGCUGGCGCUGACCCUCCCCUCGAAGUCCGCCGGCGGAAUCAGGCCCUAUCCCAGCUGAUACGAAGCGGCCGCCUCCGCGAAGCGCGCCGGUUCUUUGACGCCCUCCUCGACCGCCGCAGUGUCGUCUCCUGGAAUUGCAUGAUCGGCGGCUACGUUCGCCACCGCGAGCUUGUCGAGGCCCGGAAGUUGUUUGACGAAAUGCCACAGAGGGACGUUGUCUCCUGGAACUCCAUACUCGCGGGCUACGCACUAUCGAGGGACCCUGGAGAGCUCGAGGAGGCCUGCCGCCUCUUCGAACGCAUGCCGACCAGAGAUAUUAUCUCGUGGAACACCAUGAUCACUGGCUACGCACGGAAUGGCAGGAUGGAGGAAGCCAUGCAACUCUUUGGCAGAAUGCCCGAUGCGAACGUCGUGUCCUGGAACACCGUGAUGACCGGAUAUCUUGGUGUUGGUGAUGUUCAAAGGGCUGUCGAGCUGUUCGACAGGAUGCCUAUCCAUGAUGCUGCUUCCUUGAACGCACUGGUGUCAGGCCUCAUCCACAAUAACAGGCUGGAAGAGGCGGAGGAAUUUCUGCUUGGAAAAAGACGAAAAGCCAAGGUGAUUGAUGGGGCUAUUGAUGCGUACAACACCUUGAUCGCUGGUUAUGCCCAGCAGGGAAAGGUCGAGGAAGCAAAGAGAUUGUUCGACUUGAUUCCUCAUGGUCCGUAUCAAGAUGCAGAGGUAGAUGCAAAGAAAAUGCAUCGUAAAGUGAGAAGCUUCGAACGGAAUGUUGUAUCAUGGAAUUCUAUGAUCAUGUGCUACGUCAAGGCCAGUGAUAUUCUCGCAGCCAGGGCACUCUUCAAUGAGAUGCCUGAGAAAGACUUGGUAACAUGGAAUACCAUGAUUGCCGCCUAUACACAAGCCUCAGCAAUGGACGAGGCUGAAGCUCUUUUCCAGGAAAUGCCCAAUACUGACUCAUGGACAUGCAACUCAAUGAUAUGUGGAUUCACUCAGAAAGGCCAGGUGGAACGAGCAAGGAGAAUCUUCGACGAAAUGCCCCGAAAGAGCAUCGUCUCUUGGAACGCAAUGAUCGCUGGAUAUGAGCAGAAUGGAGACUAUGAUGGAGCAAUCGACUUGUUUGCUAACAUGCUAGUUGCCGGUGAGAGACCGGACCGGCAUACUCUGUCUUCGGUGCUCAGUGCUUGUGCUGGUCAUGCAAAGCUUCUUCUAGGGACUAAAGUGCAUCAGCUGAUCACCAAGACGAUCAUACCAGACAUUCCAAUAAACAAUGCCCUCAUCACUAUGUAUUCUCGCUGCGGCAAGUUGAUGGAUGCCAAAGCCAUCUUCGAUGGCAUGGGAAGUCAAAGGAACGUUGUCACUUGGAAUGCAAUGAUUGGUGGAUAUGCACAGCAUGGGCAAGCCAGAGGAGCUCUUGAGCUCUUUGAAGAAAUGAAACGGAGGUGUAUUAGGCCAACUUACAUAACCUUUAUCGCCAUCCUCAAUGCAUGUGGCCAUGCCGGGCUAGUGGCUGAAGGUAGGAGAGAAUUUGAUUCCAUGGUUAAUGAAUUCAGAAUUGCACCUAAAGUUGAGCAUUAUGCUUCCCUAGUAGACCUUAUAGGCCGGCAUGGGCAUCUCAAGGAUGCAAGGGAGGUGAUAAGCAGCAUGACAGUUAAACCCGAUAAAGCCGUAUGGGGAGCAUUGCUAGGUGCUUGUAGAGUUCACAACAAUGUGGCAUUGGCUCAGGUUGCUGCAGAGGCCUUGGUGGAGAUUGAACCUGAAAGCUCUGCUCCGUAUGUAUUGUUGCAUAACAUGCAUGUAGAUGAAGGGAAAUGGGAUAAUGCCACUGAGAUAAGGAAAACCAUGGAUAAGAACAGGGUGGUGAAGCAGCCUGGUUACAGUUGGAUUGAGAUGCACAACAAAGUUCAUAUAUUUGUUUCAGGGGACACAUCACAUCCCUCUUCACAUGAGAUUUUUUCACUGAUAGAGAGUUGCAAUAGGCACAUAAGAGACUCACAACUUGAUUGA
Messenger RNA from Musa acuminata subsp. malaccensis (wild Malaysian banana), 2064 nucleotides. RefSeq names its product pentatricopeptide repeat-containing protein At1g62260, mitochondrial. The record is from RefSeq and is a predicted model, not a curated record. NCBI's taxonomy places the organism in Eukaryota, Viridiplantae, Streptophyta, Magnoliopsida, Zingiberales, Musaceae. Gene Ontology annotation, molecular function: protein binding.